Molecule: messenger RNA, 3556 nt
Organism: Ceratitis capitata (Mediterranean fruit fly)
Lineage: Eukaryota; Metazoa; Arthropoda; Insecta; Diptera; Tephritidae
Gene: by
Product: tensin-1
Exons: 3
Coding region: 1-2901 (966 amino acids)
Molecular function (GO): protein binding
Source: RefSeq, a predicted model, not a curated record
AUGCAUUCGACUGUGAAUCGUCUAGAUGCCAACACCAGAGCAGACAACUGCGCCACAGCAAAUCAGUCUUGUGAAUAUUCGCGAACUAUGCGGUCGCUUUAUGAUGAUUUCUCCGUCGUGUCGGAUAGCGGUGAGGAAGGCAGAGGGAAUAGCCACAGCUAUAGCAACAGUAACAAUAAUAACAGUAGUGCCAUACCAUAUCACGCGCGUGAAAAUUCGUUGCCAUUUAGUUACGGUCAAAUAAAUAAAGCAUCGACACCAUUGCGCAGUACUAAUGGAGUCAAUGCUGGACUAGGCGGACUCCAUCGCAAUCAUCAUGGUGUUGGUGCUAGUUCUGGUGGUGUUCUCGAUUUCGGUUACGGUUCGGGUCCAGCACCGUUAAAGGCGGAUGUGAAUUAUACUGAUCAUUAUUAUGGCAGUAAUUACAACAAUGCAAACAACAACGGAUUAACAGCUACAUUAAAAUCGACAACAACAGCAACAACUGCAAAAUCAUCAGCAUCGGGAAGUAGUACGAAUGCAAUGAAUACGAUCAAAGCACAACCACGUCUGACAAGCCCGAUAUUAGUGCGCAAAACGCUCAAUAGCCGAUCACCUACGCGCAAUGGCUCCACCAACACCAAUACAAUCGCCAACACAUACCAUUACAAAUAUGGCAGCGACAAUGACAACAAUUUUGGAGUUCCCGUCGGUGGCGGCGGCGGCGGCGGCAGCAACCGCGGCAAUACUUUAAAUGGCAAGAUCAGCGGCAACAGCAGUAACUAUGGCUAUGGUAAUACCAUGAGAUAUGUCAAUAACACCAACAACAACAACUAUAUUUACAACAGUAGUAAUGGCAAUAAUUUUGAUAUUGGCGAUACCAUCGAUGGCAGCAUCAAUGUGCGCAAAACGCAACCUCGAGACGAUUUUGAGGAACUUUUAAGAGAACGUCGGGAAAAGGUUUUACGCGAACAUUACCGAUCGGUCGGGUCAACACCAACGUCGAACGGUAUCAACGGCGGUAGCUUUGGCAGUUCACCAAAACCUCAAAAGUUCAACUAUGAUUUCGAAUUCCAUUUGAAUUUGGAUGAUGCGCCGCCUCCACCACGCCGCGCCCACACCAUUGAUCGCUCGUCGCUACAACAAAUGCAACAGUAUCGCACUCGCGAUAUUCCAAUUGAGCGUGAGGUCGCUACGCCAACUAUUAAUUCGUCGUAUGUGGAACGUAAUUAUCACACAAUUAGCUCCUCUAAUGCCUAUCGAGAAGCGGGUAACGCGCACGCAACUACUCAACACCAAUCACGAAUACAGGGUCAGCAACAUCAACCACCGCAACCACAACAGCAGAAACAUGAAUUUGAAUCGCUUUACAGUACGAUAGAGAGGCGUGGGGUGCAACCAUCGCAAAGGCAACAGUCGCUAUCACCGUCCCCGAUGCAACCACAGCAACAACGUCGACCAGAGUACUCCACAUAUGGAAAUGGAAAUGCGGCUGGUUAUGGACUUGACGGCAACAACGACAAUGUUACAACAAAUAAUCGUAGCUCAUUGGGAGCUGCUGUAGUGGCACGCAGCCGCAACGACUUGUCAUCGCCCAUUUAUGCCACGACGACUAAGCAAGUUAACACAACAGCCAGCACAUAUCACAGCCGCAAUACAACCGAACCAGAAUUGUCAACUAUGGAUCACCAACUGCAGUCAUCAUUGUCUUUGCCAAUUGGCUCAGCAUUGACGGUGACUGCGAAUACGAAUUCGGUUGUGUCUGGUAAGAUUUCACCUUCGUCAUCCCAUACCGCACGCCCCGAAACCCCAGCGUUUCCCGUUACACCACGCACGCCACAUGGUGCAUACAAUGGCCAAAACAGCCCCAUGGGUUAUUCACAUAGCCCGGUGUUGCAGCGUCCGGACUUGCCGACAGGAAAAUCAAUGAUCGACUUGCACAACUACUCCUCGGAGACCAUUUAUCGGACGAGUGUCCGUCCACGUCUCGACUCCAACAUGUCAUUGGUAAAUAGCGAACCGCAGGAGGUUGCUGCACAUCUGGUCAAAUUUGCCAAAGACUCAUCGAAAUACUGGUACAAACCGAAUUUGUCACGCGAAGAAGUUGUUCAAUUACUACUAUACGCCGAGCCAGGUACAUUUAUUGUACGCAAUUCGACUACUUACAAGGACAACUAUGGGUUAGUUCUGCGUGUGCAUCAACCACCCCCGAAUAGCGAACUCACCGGUCAGCCAGAUGAUUUAGUACGCCAUUUCCUUAUAGAGCCGACCAAACACGGCGUUCGUUUGAAGGGUUGCGCAAAUGAACCAGUCUUUACGUCGCUUUCAGCACUCAUUUAUGAGCAUUCCAUUAACAAAUUAGCCUUGCCAUGUUUAUUACGUAUACCCGAACACGAUCUAGUACCAUCGUUGAUUGAGCCGACAACUGCGCAAAAGCAAUUGCUAACGCAAGGUGCCGCUUGUAAUGUGCUUUGGUUGUACUCAUGCGAGACAGAAUCUCUAACGGGAGAAGAAGCUAUACGAAAAUCCAUACGACAAUUAUACACUCACAAUCCGCUACCUACACCAACAGAGGUGCACUUCAAAGUCACACAGCAGGGAAUCACACUUACCGACAAUACCCGAAAGAAGUUCUUCCGAAAACAUUAUCCCGGCGACAGCAUCUCAUUUUGUGCCAUAGAUCCAGAUCAUCGUCUCUGGACAAUCCAAUUAACCGAUGAUGAUGGUAAUAUCAAGAAUACCGCAGCUACUGCUGAAGUGAAGAAGACCAUAUUUGCCUUUGUUGCGAGGAAUUCGCCUAAAUCGAAGGAUAAUCAAUGUCAUGUAUUUUGCGAUUUUGAUAUCCAUCAACCAGCCUCGGCCAUCGUAUCGUACGUUAAUAAAACACUCCCAACGGAGAAAGAACGUAAUUUUGUACUCUGAGAUUGGACGCGUACGAAGCAAGGGAAGCAUUUGGACAACGGACAACUUAUCCAAACAUUUGUGCACCGAUCAACGCGACCAUAAUAAAGGCUAAUUAGUUUAAGAGAGUAACCGUAAAUUAACCCGCACGCACAUUUUUAUCCACAUUUAAACCUUUGUAAAAUAUUAAUUCCCAAAUUGUACCUGCAAAACGAAUUAAGUAAAAGAUUCAUAAACAGAUGUUAUCCUUUAUUAUGAGAUUACACACACCAGCACGGAGCACUUUCUCCAUUCGGACGUGCGCCACGGUCCGUACCCUCACACGGCUAUCAACGAAGCACAAGUCAUUUAAGCAGCAUUAAAUAAGAUUCGAUUGCGUAUAUACACAAGUAUAUAAUAUACAAGAUAUGUGUAUGUAUAUGUAUAACCGUAUGUCCUUUAUUUAAGCUAGCUGUGACAAAAAAUACAUACAUGCAUACGCACAUGCCCCAAAAAACACACCUAAUUUUACUCACACCAAUAUUGAUUAUCCUAAUAUAUAUGCAUGUAUGUAUGUAUACGUAUUUACUUUUGUAUGUUCAAGUACAUAUGAUUAAAUACUGAAUUUGUUAUACAUAUAUGUUUGUUGUAUGAAAAUAUUUUGUUUUUAUAGCCUUAAGUUUUCAUUUUUUAUUUA